AUGGCUUCCACCGACCAAGUUCAGACUUCCCCGCCGUCCAUCUUCCGACCUAGAAUCCGCGAUGGCAUGAUCGUCGUGCGCCGACCUGCGAACAGAAACGACGCGGCCAUUUUUUGGACUGGCACCUACUUCAUCCCCCCCAAUGGGACCAAUGGGGCCAUCUUCAUGGACUUCCCUGCGUUCCUUGCUGACCUAGAAGCCCACUUUCAGUACGAUCCGUAUCUUGAUGAGAUCCACUACCAGAUACCUUCUCUCUCCGAACGCCUUGCUUUGGACGCUGCCCAGAUCGGCCCGAAUGAUAUCCAAAGCCUCCAGCCUGAGAUAGGUAUUGUUCGUACCUACAGUCAGUGGGUCGCAGCUUUGGGGGCUAUGCAAGCAUCCCACCUGAUGCGGCGAUCGAGCAUUGAAUACGUGCUCCGGAGUGGGAUGGUCACUAGCUCUGUUCGCCACAGAGUUCAACCUGUGGCUGCGGCACAAUUUUGUAUUGAAGACCUGCAGCAGUUCUACAUCGGCAAGGAUAUCAGUGAUGUACCCAAACCAGCCGCCGUCCUCGACGUAGCAAUCAUCCGACGACACUGCGAGACAAUGCUGCGCACAAUCAAAACGCUUGGUGUCGGAUUCAGAGUUCAUGUUAAAUCUCACAAGACACCCGAAAUCGCCAAGCUCCAAGUCGGCGACAGCACUGAGGCCAAUUUCAUAGCCUCUACCGUCAUGGAGAUCGAGAUGAUGAUCCCACUGCUUCAGAAUCUGAAACAAAAAGGCCGCAAAAUUAACAUUCUCUACGGCAUCCCCCUCGUCCCAUCACAGGUUCCACUCCUAGCCAAGGCAGCCCGCGAGCUAGGCGAGAACAGCAUCACUGUGAUGAUCGACCACCCAGAUCAACUCCCAUACCUGGAGAAACUAUCUUCUCUAGCAGGACAUCCAACCUGUGUCUUUGUCAAGGUUGACACGGGCUACCACCGCGCCGGCUUGCCGCCCGUAUCCCUCAACAAGAACGGCCUACUCGAGAAACUUGCCUCCGCAGAGGAAAUAGGCGGGGCAAGACUCCUCGGGUUGUACUCACACAGCAGUCUGAGUUAUAGUGGGACAACCCCCGAGCAAGCGAUGGGUCAUUUGAUCAGUGAGAUCCGCGGAUGCAAAGAUGCCUUGGAGACAAAUUUGCAUCUACUGCCCAAAAGGGAACUGAUCAUCAGCGUCGGUGCCACGCCGCAGGUAGUUUCGUCCCAGAAUUUGCUGCGUGAUGACUCUCCCUACGCGGAAGCGCGGGAGCUCAAGGCUUUGCUUCGCGAGACAAAUGUCGAGCUACAUGCUGGCGUCUAUCCCAUCCUGGACAUGCAACAAUUUUCCACAAAUGCUAGCGCUGAUGCUGGAUUUUUGGAGGAUGAAAUUGCUAUCGCGGUGCUUACCGAAGUGUGCAGCGUGUAUAACGAUGGCGAGCGAGAAAAGCCCGAGGCACUCCUGGCUGCAGGGACGCUCGCACUGGGUCGAGAGCCGUGUCCGAGUUACUCGGGCUGGGGGGUUGUUUCUUCUUGGCAACUGGAUGGGGUGACUAAAGCUUCAUCGGAGAGAUUAGUUGUUAAGAGGAUCAGUCAGGAGCAUGCGAUUGUGACUUGGGAGAGUGAGUCCCAGGCAAAGAUUCCCCUGCGAAUUGGACAAGUGGUUAAAGUGCACCCAAAUCAUGCUUGUGUCACUGGUGCCUUUUAUGGGUGGUAUUUUGUUGUUGAUUCGGAUCAAGACACUGAGACCUCUCGGAUUGUGGAUGUUUGGGUUCGGGCGAGGGGAUGCGUUGAGAGAGUGCAGAGCAUCAUGCGGUAUUCUCUAUGGGCCUAUUCUCUUGUGCUGGCCUCGGCUGCCGCCACAACUACUUCACUGAGUGACAUCUGUACCACCGCAUAUGCGAAGAAGGCGUUGCCGAUAGAUGCUAUUCAGGGAGUUACCGUUGAUCCCUCCUCGAUUUCCACUAGUCUUGUCACCAAUUUCACCGCCAGCAGUAUCUUCUACCCUACCUCCACCUUCGAUUACUGCAAUGUGACUUUUGCCUACUCUCAUGACGGCAUUGACGGGGAUAUUGUUCAUGUGCAAUACUGGCUCCCAGCUCCAGGGAAGUUUAAGAACAGAUAUGUUUCCACAGGUGGAGGUGGUUGGGCUAUCAAUUCAGGAUCCUCAUCGAUCCCUACUGGUGUCAUCGUUGGCGGCGUUGGUGGUUUAACCGAUGGAGGAUUUGGAAGCUUCACCACCGAAUUUAGUUCUGUUGCUCUCUUGGAAAAUGGAACUAUCAAUUGGCAAGCAACGUAUAUGUUUGGCUACCAAGCUCAGCAUGAGCUCGCUAUUUUAGGCAAACAGUUGACAAGAAAUAUUUACAAUGUACCGUCCAACGAAAAGAUUUACUCCUACUAUCAGGGUUGUUCUGAAGGAGGUCGUGGGGGAUGGAGCCAGGUUCAACGGUUCCCCGAUCAGUUCGACGGCGUAGUUGCCGGUGCACCAGCCUUCCGGUGGGCACAACAGCAAACCAACCAUUUGACCGGCAACGUCAUCCAGAAAAACCUCAACUACUACUCGCCCAGCUGUGAGCUCGAGAAGAUUAUGAACAUGACCGUCGCAAGCUGCGAUCCCUUGGAUGGCAAGACUGACGGUAUUGUAUCACGCUCCGAUAUGUGUUUGAAGCAUCUAAACUGGGAUUCCAUCCUGGGUGCUUCUUACUCGUGCCCUGCCGUCAGUGGCUCUGCCUUCGCGGGUGCCACACCUGCACAGACAGGAAAGGUAUCUGCCAAAGCCAUCGAAGUCAUCAAGGCGUUCUGGGAGGGUCUUCACGAUUCUGACGGCAAACGGGUCUACUUCAGCUACCAGCCUGGAUCAACUUUUGAUGAUCUUCAAGGCACAUAUGAUUCAUCUACCGACAGCUGGAAGCUUGACAUCAGCGGGCUCGGUGGCAUGUGGAUUGGCUUGUUCAUUGAUCUUUUGCAGGAGACCAACAUUCCCACUUUGGAUGGCGUGACCUAUGAUACUCUCAAAGAAUGGAUGAUACUCUCUCAAAAGAAGUACGGAGACAUCUUCCAGACAACAUACCCAGACUUGUCGGACUUCCAAGCCGCCGGUGGAAAAGUUAUCCAUGUCCACGGAGAGCAAGAUUAUUCAAUCCCCACCGCUUCUUCAGUCCGUUACUGGAACUCGGUCAGGGAGGUCAUGUUCCCCAACAAGUCAUACACUGCAGGUGCAGCUGCUCUCGAUGACUUUUAUCGUCUGUUCCUCAUUCCCGGUGUGGGGCACUGUGGCACUAACGAGUACCAACCUGGUGCCCCAUGGCCACAGACAACUCUGCAGACUCUCAUCGAGUGGGUUGAGAAUGGCAAGGCGCCGGCGACACUUGCUGGGUCUGGUGAUAUUGAAACUAUGUGUCGCUGGCCUCUUCGCCCACUUUGGACAUCGAACGGUAAGAAGUUCCAAUGUGUUCAUGACCAGGAAUCGAUUGAUAGCUUUAGUUAUGAUUUGGAUGCAUACAAGCUCCCUGUGUACUAA
Messenger RNA from Penicillium expansum, 3516 nucleotides. Its product is annotated as Tannase/feruloyl esterase. The transcript is spliced from 6 exons. The record is from RefSeq and is a predicted model, not a curated record. Bases 1 to 3516 code for a protein of 1171 amino acids. Lineage: Eukaryota; Fungi; Ascomycota; Eurotiomycetes; Eurotiales; Aspergillaceae.